AUGACGAUACUGCACCGUGUGCUCGUGAUAAGUACCCUCCUUUCUUUGCUAGUCGUUUCUGCGGUUUCCCAUGGCGGGAAAGCAUCCAAGGGUGUGGGAUACGAUGGGCGAUCUUUAAUCGUCAAUGGGAAGAGGGAGCUUCUGUUUUCAGGGUCAAUCCAUUAUCCCAGGAGUCCUCCUGAGAUGUGGCCGGAUAUACUGAGCAAAGCGAAAAAGGGGGGAUUGAAUGUGAUUCAGACAUAUGUCUUUUGGAACCUCCAUGAACCAGUUCAGGGCCAGUUCAAUUUUGAAGGAAACAAUGAUGUGGUGAAAUUCAUCAAGAUGAUUGGUGAGCAUGGAAUGUAUGUAACACUCCGGGUUGGGCCAUUCAUUGAGGCUGAAUGGAACUUUGGAGGAUUCCCAUACUGGUUAAGAGAGGUUACGAAUAUUACAUUCCGAUCUGAUAACCCUCCAUUCAAGUAUCACAUGAAAAAAUUCACCAAAAUGAUCAUACAAAAGAUGAAGGAUGAGAAAUUAUUUGCUUCUCAAGGAGGUCCCAUUAUUUUAUCACAGAUUGAAAAUGAAUACAACAAUAUUGAACUUGCAUUCGAAGAAGAAGGAACCCGAUACGUUCAGUGGGCAGGAACCAUGGCCGUGGGGCUCAAAACUGGAGUCCCAUGGGUGAUGUGCAAGCAGAGGGAUGCGCCUGAUCCAGUGAUCAACACAUGCAAUGGGAGGCAUUGUGGAGAUACUUUCACAGGUCCAAACAGACCGAACAAGCCUGCUCUAUGGACAGAGAAUUGGACAGCUCAGUAUAGAGUGUUUGGGGAUCCACCAUCUCAAAGGACGGCAGAAGAUCUUGCAUUUUCUGUAGCUCGUUUCUUCUCAAAGAAUGGCACUCUUGCAAACUAUUACAUGUACUACGGUGGGACAAAUUUUGGUAGGACAGGCUCAUCAUUUGUGACAACCCGCUACUAUGAUGAGGCUCCUAUUGAUGAAUUCGGUCUUCUGAGAGAACCAAAAUGGGGUCAUCUACGAGACUUGCACAGUGCUUUGAGAUUAUGCAAGAAAGCUUUACUUUGGGGAAAUCCCUCUGUUGAAAAGUUGGGUGAGAAACUGGAGGCCCGAAUCUAUGAAAAAUCGGAAGCCGGUAUUUGUGCUGCUUUCUUGACCAACAAUGACACCAGAAUAGCUGCGACUGCAACAUUCAGAGGUGCCCGGUAUUACCUGCCAGCACAUUCUAUAAGCAUCCUCCCUGACUGCAAAACUGUCGUCUACAACACACAAAAGAUUGUUGCACAACAUAGUGCAAGAAACUACAAAAUAUCAAAGGUAGCUAACAAGAAGCUCCACUGGGAAAUGUCUCAAGAAAAUAUUCCAAAUAUCAAUGACGCUCCAACCAAGUCACAAACUCCCUUAGAACUGAUGAGCACCACCAAAGAUACCACAGACUUUUUGUGGUACACCACCAGCAUUGAAUUGGGUCGCAGAGACUUGCCCUUCAAGAAAAAUAUUCAUCCAAUUCUUCAGGUUUCAAAUCUUGGCCAUCUAAUGCAUGCAUUUGUAAAUGGAGAAUACAUAGGAACGGAACAUGGAAACAACAUCGAGAAGAGCUUCGUGUUUCGAAAGCCCAUACCCUUGAAGCCUGGAAUUAACCAUAUAUCAUUGUUGGGAGCAACAGUUGGAUUUCCAGAUAGUGGAGUCUACUUGGAGCGUCGGUUCGCUGGUGUCCGUACCGUGUCAAUCCAAGGUCUGAAUACAGGAACUGUUGAUCUUUCAAACAAUGGAUGGGGGCAUCAGGUGGGUUUGAAUGGAGAAAGCCUCCGUGUCUUCACUCAGGAGGGUUCUCACCGGGUGCAAUGGACCAAAGCUAAAGGAUCUGGACCACCUCUCACGUGGUACAAGGCUUACUUUGAUGCUCCCGAGGGAAGUGGCCCAGUUGCUAUUCAAAUGGACACCAUGGCCAAAGGCAUGGUUUGGGUCAAUGGUAAAAGCAUAGGUCGCUACUGGGUAUCUUUCCUUUCUCCUCUGGGAAAGCCUUCCCAGUCUGUAUACCAUAUACCCAGACCCUUCUUGAAGUCAUCAGAUAAUCUUCUGGUUGUGUUAGAGGAAACAGGAGGAAAUCCGGAUGGGAUUAAAAUCCUAAACGUCAACAGAGAGACAGUCUGCAGCUAUAUAACCCAAUAUCAUCCACCCACUGUCAAGUCAUGGAAGAGAGAGAACAAUGUGGUACACACUGUGGUGGACGAUGCCAAACCGAAGGCUCACUUGAGGUGCCCCGAGAACAAAGUCAUUGUCAAUAUAGACUUUGCCAGCUAUGGUGAUCCAUAUGGUGCCUGUGGAAACUAUGCCAUUGGAAACUGCACUUCCCCUAAUAGCAAGAAAGUCGUAGAACAGCACUGCUUGGGAAAGAACACUUGCAGUGUAUCAAUGACGCCUGAGACAUUCAACAAGGAUGGCGACUCUUGUCCAAAUGCUCCAAAAACCCUGGCCAUCCAGGCUAAGUGUGCUCAUGACUAAAAGCUCCAGGUGACAGAAUUGAGUGAAACGGGUUAUGGCAUUUGACUGGCUUGCUGAAAAAGGAUAUACAUGACGGACAUGUAAUUCUUGAUUCAUUCUAUUCAUUCCUUGCUACAUCAUGGAAAUUGUAAUUAAGAUUGUACUCCUUUUAUUCAUUCCUUGCUUCAUCAUGGAAAUUGUAAUUAUGAUUGUACUCCUUGACCUUUUUUAUUUUUCUUUUCACCCUCAUAAAUGAGAAUGCAAGGGUUGUCCUGAGAA
Messenger RNA from Malania oleifera, 2757 nucleotides. RefSeq names its product beta-galactosidase 13-like. Bases 1 to 2499 code for a protein of 832 amino acids. Gene Ontology annotation, molecular function: beta-galactosidase activity; carbohydrate binding. The transcript has 19 exons. The record is from RefSeq and is a predicted model, not a curated record. Gene Ontology annotation, cellular component: cell wall; vacuole. Lineage: Eukaryota; Viridiplantae; Streptophyta; Magnoliopsida; Santalales; Ximeniaceae. Gene Ontology annotation, biological process: carbohydrate metabolic process.